GCAGGUACAUUUGAAGAUGUUGCUUAUCUUUUAAAUCAUUGAAACAAAUAUUGAAAUUAAAAACACAAUAUAAUAUAACCUUACAUAUAAAUACAAACGUAUUACUAAAUUAAAAGUGAUUCUUCGCACACUUAAAUUAGUUAUGCAGUUGCAAUUGUGGAGUAAUUUUGACCGUGGUUAUAAUUUGUCUUGGCGUCCCAGUAUGGAAUAUAAAAGUGUUAAAAUUCUACCCUUAAUCACACAAUCAACAUCUAAUUAUGCAUCAGAUGUUGCAAAUGAAACAAAUUCAUUAAGAUUUCCUAAUUUAGAGACGGGAUAUAAAUGUGAUGCACUGCAUGCUUCAAAAACUGUUCUACAUACGCGAUAUACACCAAAUGAAUGGUUUCAGAAACAAAUGAAAUAUUAUAACGAAGCAGAUGCAUGUAGAUAUUCAUCAGAGAGAGUGAGAAACGAAACUUUGCGAAUUAUUAGAGAUGCUGAAGAGAAAGUGCAAUCCGGACAAUACAAUACCACCAGACGACUUGGUGAAAGAAUAAACGAUGUCAAUUUUUGGAAGAACGAAAUAACAUUGGAAUUAGAAAGGUUACUUCAGGAAAUUGAAAAAUUGCAAGAUUGUCAUUCUGCUUUAGAUAAAGCUAUCAAAGACAUUGAAGAUCCAUUACAUAUAGCAGAAGAGUGUCUUUAUCAUAGAGAAGCUAGGAAAGAUACAGAACUUGUACAUGACGAUUCGGAGAAAUGUUUAUUUAGGGAAAUAGAAAUCUUAAAUAAAAAUAAAAUAAAAUUGGGAACUUACUUAGAUAAAUGCAAGGAUCAGCUACGGAAUUGCAGAAUCUCUCAAUAUCAAUUAGAAUUGGACCUAAAGAAUAAAGAAAAUGCAUUAGAUAUAGAUACAAUGUGUCAUCACUUGAACAAUUACAGUCACGGACUGCAAUAUUAUAAUGGAAUUGAAAAAUAUGAUGCAUGUUUUGUUGAACAAGAUACAUGGAUACACACUGCUAAUCAGAUAGUUCAGAAAUCACAGACAGAGAGGAAUAAAUCUUGCCAAUUAAAGACAAAUGCAGAAGCUCUUAUGAUUAAAAUUACACAAGAAAUGUGGGAUGCAUGGAAUAAUACGAACAAUGCUUUAGCACAUAGAUCUUCUGAAUUACUUGAAGCUAAAAAUAAACUUCAACAGCAUUUACAAAUGAUACAACAAGAAAUCUUUGAUGUUGAGAAAAACAUGGAGUUGAUGCAUAAAGCUAUUGGAGAUAAGAGUUACAUACUGAAGGUAGCACAUACUAGAUUUGAAGGUAGAAUGCAUCGCCCGGACAUAGAGCUUUGUCGUGAUUAUGCGCAUAUAAGCCUUCAGAAGGAAAUUGGAGAAAUAAAUCAUCAAAUAGAAAGAAUGCACAGAACAUUGAAAGAACUAGAGAAUCAACAUCAGAAAUUAUUAAAAACACGAACAAUGCUGGAGCACGAUCUUAUACUAAAGAUUGACGCAAUACAUAUUGAUCGAGAAAAAGUCUCUGGUCUUAGACGUGCUUAUCCAAUUAAUAUUCUUUUUAAAUGUUAAUGCUUACCAAUAAAUACAUAGUUAUUAUUA
This is a messenger RNA of Bombus terrestris (buff-tailed bumblebee), 1582 nucleotides long. RefSeq names its product tektin-3. The record is from RefSeq and is a predicted model, not a curated record. The coding region runs from base 143 to 1552 and encodes 469 amino acids. Gene Ontology annotation, cellular component: nucleus; microtubule cytoskeleton. Gene Ontology annotation, biological process: cilium assembly; cilium movement involved in cell motility. The transcript is spliced from 9 exons. Lineage: Eukaryota; Metazoa; Arthropoda; Insecta; Hymenoptera; Apidae.